Messenger RNA from Solanum lycopersicum (tomato), 2854 nucleotides. Lineage: Eukaryota; Viridiplantae; Streptophyta; Magnoliopsida; Solanales; Solanaceae. The record is from RefSeq and is a predicted model, not a curated record.
UUAUUCAAAUUGAACUCUUUUUCCAUUUAAUUUGGAAGAGCCAGGUUUGGGCCUCUAUCCAAUAUUCAGACAGCCCAACACCUAGACCCAAUACGAAUUAAUGUCCAGGCCCAAACGUUUUCUGUAACAGCCCACUCUAUUUUAAACAACCAUCCAAUCUUCCGACCCAUUACCAAUUAACCCCAGGCGGCCCAUCCUCCUCAACCCAACUCACUAAAACCCAUAACCCAAACCAACUCACUAAAACCCAUAACCCGACCCAACACUUGACUCAAAAAACCCGGCCCCAUCCUUUCUUCUUCCCCCUUCCCCUACGCCAUUCCCAGAAGAGCAAAACAACGCAAAAAAAAAACGCAGACGGAGCAGACUCCGAAAAUGGAAAAUCUCUCCCACACUCUCGCGUCUACCUCACGCCCAGACUCCCCCUCUCUCACCCCUCUUUCGCGUCUCCCUCACGCGUACGCUCCCCUGUCCCUCGCCAACGCACCUCGCAGUAGCCCAAGUUUGACCGUUUAGCUUUUCCAGACGCGAUUCUGUCCUCGCAGCUCUAGAUCGAGACACGUAGCCGCCCAAGGACACUUCUCCCCACCCCGAUCGUCCGCUCGACCCUUUCUCUUUCGGAAUGGGGCGAAUUUUUCAGAAAAAGGGGUCUGACCCAAAGAGAAAGGGAUUCAAAUUUCGAAUUCAAAGGGGCCUCAAGUCACGUUCCCGCCCUCCCUCUUCCAAAAUCCUAAUAUCCCCUAUAUAAACCCCUUCCGUCCUCAAGAAAAGGGGUUAUAGAUUUUUAUCAAAAAUUUCAGAGAGGUAGAACUUGGGUUUGGAAUUUCGGACGAAUAUUUUAGUUGAAAAUCGUUAGCAAACUUGGAGAGUUCUAUCACGAAGAUUGGAGACGAAGUUUGAGAGAGCUCUCCGUUUCCCUUUCCGUUUGUGUUAAAGAGAUUCGCAGACGACAAUAGAUUCCGCCUGGCUUUCGUUUUCUUUUCCAUCUUGUUUCGCUGUUUGGGUCGUUAUUGAACCGUCUCUCGAAUCCUCGCGUUGUGGUGGAGUUCGCUGCUGUCGCCUGCUGCUCACCGUCCCAGUUUGCUGCUUCCGAACAGAUAUGGACCGCUUCCCGAAAUUCAACAUGGUCAUCUCCGCGCCACCCCAACUAACAAUGUGGCACAACGACUUAGACGGAGAUCAUAGGCGGACUCUCAACAAGUAUGUAGGGGCCUUGACCGAGCUAAUCAACAUGGACGGUUGGCCAGAGUUGAUAGAGGUACUCACGGGGUAUUGGGACAGCCAAAGAAUGGUCUUCCGUUUUGGAACGGCCGAAAUCACCCCUACAUUAGAAGAAAUAAGAGAUUGCAUAGACACUGUGGGCACGGGUCUAAAAAGAAGAGCCCGAAAGCAAGAAGACGUGUUUAUCCCCAACAAACCUUCCGUUGAGGACAUCUCGGAUUGGUUAGGGCUAAGAAAGGAUUUCACUUAUUGGUGUCAAGAUUCCCACAUAAUGUUCAGAGAUCUCUACGUCAGAUUUGGACACGCGAGUUUCUAUGCCGCGUAUAAUCGGGAAUUCAAGAUUUCCUACAGGGAGUGGAACGAGCUCCGUCCGUUGGCAUUUGCCAUAGCUUUGUUGGGAACGAUGGUCUUCCCGCACGGCCCGAGCCUGAGCAUCAACACCAGAGUCAUAACACUUGUCCAGACGCUGUUCAAAGGGUACGAGAAUCAAGGGACGACAAAAUACUACUCCGUAGCCCCGGUCAUAUUGUCAGACAUAUAUCGCGCUUUGGGUAAGUGCAAAGAGGGACAUCGGUACUUCCAGGGUUGUAAUCUGCUCCUCCAAUGGUGGAUUCUCAGCCACUUGGUGAGGGGUGCCGGAACUAGAGAACUGCACACUCUCGACAACAAGAACACCCUCAAGGACUUGAACGACUUGUUAUUCUGGGCAAACAUGAACAAUUGGAAAACAAGAGGGAGGUGGACCAAAAUUUUCUCCGAGUUGAGAGAAGAGGACCUCCAAUGGAUGCUCGACCGCUUCAUAUCCAAAUAAGUUGUCGUAGAAAGUCGUAGAUGUGUCGUGCUCCCUCUACCCGGUAUUCGAGGAAUCCGCCCUUACGCGCCGUUUCGAGUCUUGCGACAGUUCGGAAGAAAGCAGACUAUGCCUAGAGAAGCGUAUUAUGGUGCUUAUGUAUAUGACAUCGGGGACGACAGGGUGGACGACGCUACAGAGAUGCUCAGAGAAUGGAAGAACGCCAGGCGUAUGGGUAAAGACACUAUCGCUCCUGACCGAUUCGACGCUGGAUACGACGAAGGUUACAAGGCAUGGUUGAAAAGAGAUAUACAAAAUAUCUCCUUUCAAAUCCCUCGUAGCUUUCGCACUGUGACAGACAAGGAGGCUAAAGCAAUGACCAAAUUGCGAGAGUUAAAGGAGGAAGCUAAUGAGGUCUAUGCCAAAUUUGUAGAGAAUCAAGACGCACUCGAGAGGGCAACUCGAGAGAUCGAGAGACUGAAGCAAGGAUAUGAAGAGUUCGACAACUGGAUCCAGCAGAAAAUUGAGAGGAUGCGAUACGAGAGCCUGGAAGACAAAGGGCGUCUGGGCGAAGGCUUUCUGUUGAUGCUGAGGUACAUGUUCCAACAGCACAAAAACCAGAAAGACGACAACGGAGCGGGAUCGUCCGGAGCAGCAUAGUGGAUAUCGCCCCUGCGCGGGUUUUUCCUUGUUGUAUUCGCAUUACUUUCGCCCCUGCGUGGGCCUGAUAUUAUCGCACUUUCUAAAUAGCCCCUGCGUGGGUUUGUUUAUUUCCCUUUUAAAACAUUUCACUCAUUGUUAAAUAUUAUUUUUGGGGGGAAUCAUUUAAUUGGUUUAAACUCA